Molecule: messenger RNA, 1653 nt
Organism: Nannizzia gypsea CBS 118893
Lineage: Eukaryota; Fungi; Ascomycota; Eurotiomycetes; Onygenales; Arthrodermataceae
Exons: 4
Coding region: 1-1653 (550 amino acids)
Biological process (GO): transmembrane transport
Molecular function (GO): transmembrane transporter activity
Source: RefSeq, a predicted model, not a curated record
AUGAACACCGCAGCCGAAGACGGCCAGAAUGGCCAACAACAGUCAGGUAGCUCGUCUUCUGCCAGCUCGCACAAAGAGCUGGGGGAAUUCCGUCCCUCGAAGCGUACAUGGCUUAUCUUCCUGACGCUGGCUGUGUUGACGUUGAUGGUGGCCCUCGACGGGACAUCUAUAUCUGUUGCUUUGCCUAUAAUUGCUUCUAAACUACAUGGUUCUGCCAUUGAGGCCUUCUGGAGCGGAACCUCGUUCCUACUCUGUUCAACAGUCUUCCAGCCUAGCUUUGCGUCGUUUUCAGAUAUCUUCGGCCGCAAACCUAUGAUCCUCAUUGCCCUGACAUUCUUCUUCGUCGGCACGCUUCUCUCUGGCUUAUCAGAAAACUUCACGCAAAUGCUGGUCGGCCGCUCCAUCCAGGGCGUCGGAGGAGGCGGAAUCAUCGCCCUUACAGAAAUCGUGAUGACUGACCUGAUCCCAAUGCGUGAGCGAGGAAAGUACUUUGGCAUUCUGAGCUCCAUGUGGAGUUUGGGAUCAGUCCUAGGCCCUGUGUUGGGCGGCGGAUUCUCGCAGAACGUCUCCUGGCGAUGGAUCUUUUAUAUCAACUUCCCCUUCGUGGGCAUUGGUUUGGUGUUUAUCAUCCUGUUCUUCAAGCUUACCCCUAUUCCGGACUCGUUGGCCACGAAGCUCCGGAGGAUAGACUACAUCGGUGCGGUGCUGUUCAUUGCCUCUGCCGUCUCCUUCCUCAUCCCCAUCACUUGGGGAGGAGUCAUGUACGACUGGAGCUCCUGGCGGACGCUGGUGCCACUGAUACUGGGCAUUGCAGGACUGGUCGGAAACAUGCUCUACGAGACUUGCGUUGCUGCUGAGCCAAUGAUACCCGUAACUGUCUUCGCUACUCGGACCGCCAUCGUGUCGUACAUCGAGACGGUAAUUCACGGUCUCGUCCUCUGGUGCGGCCUGUACUAUAUGCCUCUCUACUUCGAGACAGUCAAGGAAUACUCGCCCAUUCUUUCAGGCGUGGCUCUCUUCCCGCUCAGCUUUACUGUCGCCCCCAGUGCUGUGGUAGUAGGCAUCGUCACCACUCUAACGGGUGGAUACCGCUGGUCGAUCGAAGGCAGCUUCUUCCUCAGCACUCGGGGAAUGGGCCUCUUCACCAUCUUGAAGGUAGACAGCAGUGUUCCAGCAGGGAUCUUCCUCAUCAUACCCGCCGGCGUCGGAUUAGGUAUGCUUUUCCCCGACCUAGGUUUCCCCAUCCAAGCCUCUGCACUCAAGGGCCAUAUGUCCAUCGCCGUAGCGAUGUUCAGCUUCUUCCGUGCCUUCGGUCAGGCCCUGGAACCGCAUGGUGCCAAGCUGAGGAAGUAUCCUGAGUUUUCGGCACCGGGCAUUGCAGAGACUCUGAGCAAGGAUGCCGCGGUGUUGGUGCAAGUUGUUCGAGGCAUGCAAGAUGGGCCGGAGAAGAUGCACUUGAAGGAGGCGUUUACGGGCAGUCUGAGGUUUGUCUGGAUCGUCUGCUGCGUGCUACUGGCUAUUGGAGGACUGUUGAGUGUGUUUACUGCUUCGUAUGAUUUGAAUCAGGGGAUUGAUUCGGAGCAGACACUGGCUGAGAAGAAGGACCGCCACUCGACGGCUGAGACGGGCGUGACUACACCUGAGAAGGCCUGA